ACUGUUCACUCGAUGGCGAGUAUAUAUACCAGCGUAGACCAACCGAUCAACCACAGUCAUCAACGACCAACACAACAAACAGUGCUGCAGUAACUAUCACUCGACAACACACACACAAAAUGUCCGCCAAAUUGAUCAUCUUCGCGGCUUGCGCCGUUGCCACCGCCCUGGCCGUCUACAAGGAACCUUCCUACCCAUCUUACCCAGCUGCCCCAGCUUACCCAGCCCCAGCCUACCCGGCCGCCCCAGCUUACCCAGCACCAGCAUACCCAUCUGCCCCAGCCUACCCAUCUGCCCCAGCCUACCCAGCGGCACCAGCCUACCCAGCGGCACCAGCAUACCCAGCGGCACCAGCCUACUCAGCAGCACCGGCCUACAAGCCAGCUUCAUACGCCGCCCCGAAACCGUACGCCCCAGAGCCAGCCUACUCUGCUCCGUCUCCGUACAACUUCGACUACAGCGUGCACGACACCUACACCGGUGACAUCAAGAGCCAAAACGAAUACGCUGACGCCAACGGUUACGUCAAGGGCUCCUACAGCUUGGUCGAACCAGACGGCAGCAAGCGCACCGUGGAAUACACCGCCGAUGACUACAACGGUUUCAACGCCGAAGUCAAGAAGGAAGGUGGAUACCCCGCACCUGCCUACUCUGCACCGGCCCCGGCCUACAAGCCCGCCCCAGCACCAUACAAACCAGCAUACUAAAUCAACGUCCCUAAUCACUCAACGUUGAAGCGCAUGAAACGCCAACAUCAUCAUUCACGACUUCGGAGACUGUUUUAAGUCUUAACACAUUUUCGUAACUAUAUACGCUUACACGCAAUCUCACGAGUGUUAAGUGUGUAUUUUUUUACUAUGUAUACUAUUGUCAUCAAUAUCAUCUUAGUUUUUUGUAAAUAAAUACUUUUCAUGGUUUAACACCAAACAGCAA
Myzus persicae (green peach aphid) is the source of this 933-nucleotide messenger RNA. Its product is annotated as cuticle protein 7-like. Gene Ontology annotation, cellular component: extracellular matrix. NCBI's taxonomy places the organism in Eukaryota, Metazoa, Arthropoda, Insecta, Hemiptera, Aphididae. The transcript has 2 exons. The coding region runs from base 120 to 707 and encodes 195 amino acids. The record is from RefSeq and is a predicted model, not a curated record.